AUGGUCGAGCCUGAAGAAAGACGCUACAAGAUCGUAAUUUUAGGCAACUCCGGCGUCGGCAAAACUUGCUUAAUAUACAGGUUCGCAAAAGAUACCUUUUUAGAAUCCACAAACCCUACAAUCGGUGCCAAUUUUUAUACAAAACAUGUAAAUGUCGACGAUAAAACAACAUAUAAAUUUGAUUUAUGAGACACAGCUGGCCAAGAGCGCUAUAAAUCACUUACCCCGAUGUAUUAUAAAGGCGCUUCUGCCGCACUUAUUGUGUAUGAUGCCACAGCUGUUGAUUCUUUUGAAGGUGCUAAAGAUUGGAUCAAGGAGCUUCACAAUAAUGCAGCACCAUCUAUUGUAAUUGCCUUGGCUGCAAACAAGAUUGAUUUAAAUAAAGGUGUUUCAAGAGAAAUGGGCCAAGAUUUAGCUAAUAAGCAUUCUCUGUUAUUCUCUGAAGUUUCUGCCAAAACAGGGGAAGGGAUUUCAGAAACUUUUAUUAAUAUUGCAAAAAGGCUGCCAAAAAUUCAAGCGAAAAAAGCGCAAGGACAGAAGCUAGCGGCACCUAAAAAGCAAGAAUCGUGGUGCUGCUAA
Molecule: messenger RNA, 579 nt
Organism: Blepharisma stoltei
Lineage: Eukaryota; Ciliophora; Heterotrichea; Heterotrichida; Blepharismidae
Source: the annotation of a GenBank genome assembly